Messenger RNA from Setaria italica (foxtail millet), 5414 nucleotides. Its product is annotated as filament-like plant protein 6. The transcript is spliced from 21 exons. The coding region runs from base 366 to 5177 and encodes 1603 amino acids. NCBI's taxonomy places the organism in Eukaryota, Viridiplantae, Streptophyta, Magnoliopsida, Poales, Poaceae. The record is from RefSeq and is a predicted model, not a curated record.
CUAGUGCGGGUGGGGAGACGAGGGAGGCAGUAGGCAAAGGCACCACGAGCCGCUGCAGAGACAGGGACGGGGCUCCCUGACUUGUUCGAGCUGCCUGGGCGGGAAAGAGAAAGCGAGUUGGUGCGAGUGCAGAGCAAAAAGAGGAAAAAGAAAGCCCGGGCUCGGCUUUGGAUUCUUGCGGGGGCGACCGGUUUUCUGCUCUCGAGGCUCCUCGCCGCCGAAGCCGCGGCCUUUCUUCCAAUCCACCGGGGUGGCGCCGCCGCCAAUCUGUGUUGAUAUCUGAACCCUGCUUUUGGGCAUUUUAGUGGUGGCGAAGGAUCCAAUAGAAUUCCAGUUGCUGCUUUGAAUGGUCUGGUGGUUGGGAGAUGGAUCGCAGGAGUUGGCUCUGGAAGCGCAAGUCCUCAGAUAAGAGCCCUGGGGAGAGCGAUAGCUCUGGUUCAUUGUCGUCACAUUCUGAGCCUUACUUCGAUGAUCAGGAAGUCAAACCUGUUUCCAGUAUUUCUUCCCCAAAUCAUAGUCAUUCACCUGAAGUUUCUUCAAGGAUGAUGACCGAUGAUGAGACUCAAGAAGCUGGAACAACAAAAUCAUUGAAUGAGAAGCUAUUGUUGGCAACUAUCUUAAAUGAUUCUUCUCCACAGCAUGGCCAGUCACCACAGCCAGAGGUGUGCCAGUCACCACAACCAGAGGUAUCCCCAGUUGUCCAGGAUUCUGUAAAGAGUUUGAAUGAGAAAUUGUCCCCAAAGGUCAGGGAUGAUGAUGUCCAGGAUUCUGUAAAGAGUUUGAAUGAAAAAGUGUCCGCAAAGGUCAGGGAUGAUGAUAUCCCGGAUUCUGUAAAGAGUUUGAAUGAGAAACUGUCUGCUGCUCUUCUGACUAUCAAUGCUAAAGAGGACUUGGUAAAGCAGCACACAAGAGUUGCAGAAGAGGCUGUUGCAGGUUGGGAACAAGCUGAAGCUGAAGUUGCUUCCCUGAAGCAGCUACUUGAAACUGCAUCUCAGAAGAAUACCUCCCUGGAGGAUCAGGUCAGCCACCUAGAUGAUGCCCUUAAAGAAUGUGUAAGGCAGCUUCGCCAGGCACGAGAAGAACAAGACAAGAAAAUACGUGAUUCAGUUGCCAAGAAGUCAAAAGAAUUGGAGUCAGAGAAGUCUGAGCUCCAGAACCAUAUUGCCGAACUGAGUAAGCAGCUGGAAGCCACCAAAGUAGAAGCUACUGCCAUGCAGGUUCAGCGCGAUCUGCAGGAAAAGCUUCAGAUAGUGGAGAAAGAAAACAAAGACCUCAAGGUUGAGCUCCUCACACUGUCCAAGGACCUGAAGAUACUUGCACGGGAAAGAGACCUGAGCAACCAGGCAGCAGAGACAGCAAGCAAACUUCACCUGGAAAGUGUGAAAAAGAUUACAAGAGUUGAGGCAGAAUGCCUUAAGUUGCGUCAUCUAACACGGCGAACAUCCUUGGCCAAUGAUUCAAGGCCUAUAGCCAACAGUGCUUGCAUGGAAUCUCAGACUGACAGUCAAUCUGACAGUGGGGAGCGCAUGCUAGUUGUUGAUGAUGAAAUGAAAAAUUCCGAUUCGUGGGCAUCAGCUCUGAUAGCUGAACUUGAUCAAUUCAAGAAUGGCAACUCUGGCGCAAUAAAUCUCGUGAACAAUCCUGUUGAGAUUGACCUGAUGGAUGAUUUCCUCGAGAUGGAAAGGCUGGCUGCAUUACCUGAAUCAGACCGUGUAAGCUCUAGCUUCGGAGCUGAAACUGAUUCUGACCAAGGUGUGACUACAGAUAAGUCAUCAAAAGUCGAAACUGAGUCAUUGAUGCGUCAGGUGGCAGAUUUGCACGGAAAGGUUGACAAAAUUGAAGUUGAGAAAAGGGACCUUGAAAUGGCCCUUGCAGAUGCCAAAGAUCAGCUUGGCACAUCAUGUGAAGCUCUAAUGGUGGCCAACAACAAGUUGGUCGAGUUGCAGAUGCAGUUGGACUUGGCAAACGAGUCCAAACAUGCUGCUUUAGGACAAGCUGAACGACUGAAUGGUGAGAGGAAAGAUUUGGCAUUGCAAUUGGAGUCUAAGUCUGCACAAGUUGAGGAGCUUCAGCUGAUGGUGGCGUCACUGGAAGAAAAGUUAGACAGGAAGGAGUUGGAAUUGCAGUUAGAGUUGAUUUCUGCGGAGGCUGCAGAUCUUCGCAAGACAGUGACUUCCUUGGAAGAGCAGAUUGAUGCGGAGAGAAUUCUUUCGAUGCAGCACAAAGCAAAUGCAGACAUGGCAGAGGCCUCUAAAGAAUCAAUGGAGGCACAGCUGCGGUCUGCAAACACAGAAAUUGGGAAACUGAAUGGGAUCAUGCAAACUUUGGAGAGUGAGGUGCAGAAAGAGAAGGCGUCUCGUGAAGAACUUUUGGAACAGAUAGAGACCAUGAAGAUUGAAUCAAAGAGAUCACUUGCUUCAGCGUCUACCAAAGAGUCAUUAGAGGCGCAAUUGCAGGUAGUGAACUCAGAAGUUGCAAAACUGCAUGGGACAGUGAAUGCGCUGGAGUGUGAUGCAGCAAAAGAGAAGGCAUAUUCCUCAGACCUCCAGAUGCAACUAGAGGCAGUGGAAGGCAUCAGGAAGGUGUUGGAGUCUGAACUUGAGUCUUCACACCAGGAGACCAUGAAGCUCCGGGAGAAGGUUUCGUUGUUGGAAGUAAGGCUUAAGGACCAGACCUCGUUGCUUGUAGAAUUUACUGCUAAAUCAGAGGACGCAGUGUCCCGGAGAAAGGCAAUGGAGGGUCAACUUGAAGCAGCAAAUCUGGAACUCACAAAACUGAGAAACAGGAUCAGCCUGCUACAAGGGAAGGUUGAGCAGGAGAAGCUUCUGUCAGAAGAGUACGAAGCAAAAUGCCGCAAGCUGGAGGCUCAGCUGUCCAGGGACAGCCGAGAGGCGAAGCUUUGGCGUCUCUCUAACUCAAACGGCGACCUGAAGGUCAAGCAGGAGAAAGAGCUAAGCGGUGCUGCUGGGAAGCUUGCGGAGUGCCAGAAGACCAUUGCUAACCUUGGUCGCCAGCUGAAAUCACUAACUGACAUCGAUGGUGUUGUGACGGAUCAUGAAGAUCUGGAACCCAAGGACACACACCUUGACUUCAGAGAUGGCGACGAUGGCCUGCUUUCUGCAGACAUGGCUGACGGUCUGCACGAACUGGGUCUUCCUAAGAGAAAUGGGAGCUGCUUCUCACCGAUUCGGCCGAAUCCAUCCUCGUCCCCACCCUCGGGAUCGCCGGUGUUCUCAGGGAAUCUGACGUCUCUUAGUAGCUACCUGAGCAAAACAAAAAAUCACCAUUCUUCCUGCACCCAGCUCUGCUUCGCUCGUCCAUCCCAUCCAUCCAUGGGCCUCUUCAGCUCGCCGGCCAAGGUCUACAAGCCGGCGGCCGACGUCGACCUCGGCCCGGACAGCGACGAGCACUACAUCAGCCCCAACGUCAAAGCUCCUCGCGUCGCAGGGCUCCUGGUGAAGCUGCUGGCCUGGGUGCUGGAGAUGCCCGUCGUCGGCUGGAUCGUGCUCUCCGUCCUCAAACGCGACAACCUCGUCUACAAGCUCGUCUCCGACGCCGAGAUCCCGGAGCCGCCGCUGUUCACGGCCACCCACACCUGGCAAGACAUCCCGGAGCAGAACGUCAGGCUGACGAAGCCCGGCCUGCCGCCGCCGGAGCGCGUCCAGGAGGCCGUCGUCUGCCUCACUGCUCCCCUGCCGGAGCCGGCGGCGGCGCUCGCUGAUCCGUCGCCGGGGUUCAGGCGCUGGACGGUACGGGACUUCCACGAGGCCUACAGCUCGGGGCAGACGACCCCUGUCAUGGUGGCGCGGAGGUUCUUGGCGGCGGUGAAGGAGUGCUCCGGCCCGGAGGUGAACAUGGCCUUGUUCAUCAGCUGCGACGCCGCCGACGUGAUGCGGCAGGCCGAGGACUCCACACGCAGAUACCAGCAAGGGGCGCCGCUGUCGGCCAUGGACGGGGUGCUGGUGGCGGUGAAGGACGAGCUGGACUGCGCGCCGUACCCGACCACGGGCGGGACGCGGUGGCUGGCGGCGGCGCGGCGGCCGUGCGGCGCGGGCGACGCUGCGUGCGUGGCGCAGCUGCGGGCAUGCGGCGCCGUCAUGGCGGGGAAGGCCAACAUGCACGAGCUCGGCGCCGGGACCAGCGGCAUCAACCCGCACCACGGCGCCACCAGGAACCCCUACUGCCUCGCCAGGGUCUCCGGCGGUUCAUCGGGCGGAUCCGCCGCCGCAGUCUGCGCAGGGCUAUGCCCCGUCGCCCUCGGCGCCGACGGAGGCGGGUCCGUGCGCAUGCCAGCGGCGCUCUGCGGCGUCGUCGGAUUCAAGCCCACCGCCGGCAGGCUCUCCAACUCCGGGCUGCUUCCUCUGAACUGGACGGUCGGCAUGCCGGGGAUCCUGGCAGCAACCGUCGAGGAUGCGCUCAUCGCUUAUGCGGCCAUUGUUGAUCAGUCUAAACCAAGUCAUUUACAGCCUGAACUGAACCUGCCAAUGCUGACGUGUACGAGAUCCAUGCCUAACAUCAGGCUAGCCAAAUACGCAAAGUGGUUUGACGAUUGCUCCGAGGACAUCAGGAGCCUCUGCGGCAAGGCCCUCCAGAUGCUGCGAACGCAGUACGGUUGGGAGUGUGUGGACGUGACUGUCCCUGAGAUCGAAGAGAUGCGUCUGGCGCACUACGUGACGAUGGGCUCCGAGUGCACGGCCUCCCUCGCUAAAUACCUCGACAACAUGAGCAAGUCUGAGAUCGGGUGGGACGUGCGGAUCGGCCUGAGCGCCUACCGAUCCUUCAGCAGCAGGGACUACCUCAACGCGCAGCGCCUCCGGAACCGUCAGAUGUUCUUCCACAACAAGAUCUUCGAGACCGCCGACGCGAUCGUGACGCCGAUGACAGGGGUGACGGCGUACCCGCUGCAGGAGGACGCGCUGGGCACCGGGGAGCUCGACUACAUCAACGGAGCUGCGCUGGUGCGGUACUCGAUCGCGGGCAACUUCCUGGGGCUGCCGGCGAUCACCGUGCCGGUGGGGUACGACACGGGAGGGCUCCCCGUCGGGCUGCAGUUCAUCGGCAGGCCAUGGUCGGAGGCGACGCUGCUGCACCUCGCCUACGCCACGCAGGAGGCCUGCGCCAGGGAGCACCGCAAGCCCAAGGUGCACUACGACCUCCUCCUCAGCAAAGAGUACUAGCCUUCAGUCUUCCACGCAGUUGGGAUCGACGAUGAUCCAACAGGUGUAUGGUGAAAUUGGUCAGUGAUUUAUUUGUUGACUGGCAGUACAAAGAAAAAAGAAACUGUGGGUUGCGAUUAUGAGUGCAUAAUUAUUGUUUUUGUGCCGGGAGAGCAGUGCCUCUCUUUUUUCGUCCAAAGGGGGAAAAACUACUGUAUCGACAGAUUCUUGGGUGCAAUUGAAACUCUUUUUAGGACA